Molecule: messenger RNA, 323 nt
Organism: Sturnus vulgaris (Common starling)
Lineage: Eukaryota; Metazoa; Chordata; Aves; Passeriformes; Sturnidae
Source: RefSeq, a predicted model, not a curated record
CUCACCUGUGCUCACCUGCAGGGCCCGCAGUGCCAGCGGUGCCGCCCGGGGUUCGUGGGCUCGGCCCUGGGGGGGGGCACCUGUCUCACCUGUCGCUCCUUCUGCCGCCACCGCGCCGACGUCUGCGUGAGCCGAGCCGAGCUGGAGCGGCACCGGCGAGACCCGCGCAGGUACCCCCUGGAACCACACCUGAUCCACACCUGGGUGUUGGAGGGGCCGAGCGAGGCCCAGGCCGUGUGCGUGAACUGCCAGAACAACAGCGUGGGCGACAGGUGUGACACCUGCCGGGCCGGCUACUUCAUGCUGGACGGCACCUGCACCAG